UCUCGCUUCAACCUUUAGGGGCCAUAUUGGUCGCCAUUUUAGCUUAUUUGUAUUUUUGAUACUUUUUAAUAUUCGAGACAGCGGACCCAAAUCGAAAAUAUGCCAAUAUUUAGCAAACUCUUUCUUAAAACACAUCCAAUUCUCGUACGAAACUCUAAAUCUUAUCAAAAUAUUCUCCUUUCUAAAAAGGGUAUAUCGCAAUUAUCUACACCUAUUUUUUGUCAAAAUAAUGCAGCUCAAAUUCUAAACGAUCAAGUCAAGUUUAGUCCAAUUGUAAGUACUAUCACUAAGACAUUUGCCACUCUGCAUCCUGAUAAGCAUGAAACUCACUGCAAACCGCAAGGUGUUCAUGAAGAAUUGAGUUCUGAUUAUUCUCAAUUCAAUUUUGUUGAAGCACCCAAAGAAACUAUAGUCAGUGUGAAAACUAUUCGAAAAUAUUGGGAGCUGAUUCCUUUGCUUGUCGCAUUGGCGGUGGCCGGAGGAGGCGCGGUUCUAUUCGUAUUAUACAGCUUAUUAACCAAACACGAUGUCAUGAGAACGGCAGACCAAAGACACGGAAAGGAUAAACCCUGGGAUCACGCUGAUCCCGAAAAGACCGGAAAACUUUAUGUACCUUACGAAGGUGGGAGGAAGAUCCCGGAAUUGGAAGCACUUAAAAAAAUCCUCAAGGAAAAAUGACACAGAUAUUACCUAUAUGGAAUAAUUAAUUUUCAACUACCUAUAAUAUUUUCAAAAACAUUAUCUUCCUUUUUUUAGAAAAAAAUUUUAAAAAGCCAACUAAAUGCAAACCGUGGUUAAAUUCAUCGGUAUAACAUUUUAUUUUUUACUAAUUCUAAAAAACUAAAAUACUCUUGUUUAUUAGUCAACGUAUAAAUAAUCGGAGUUUUUCAUUUUAAUUGAUUGUCAUUUAUUUAUGUACUUACUGUAUACAACUCAUUAUUUAAUGGCUUAAACCAAAGGAGUGUGCUUAUAACAAUAAUAAAUAGUAAAUUUCUCAUUAUAGAUAAGGCCUUUUAACUAUUUAUGGCGGGGCACCACUCAUGACGUUAUUUUGAAACUAUUAAAUGUAUUAAAACUUCAC
Molecule: messenger RNA, 1081 nt
Organism: Gordionus sp. m RMFG-2023
Lineage: Eukaryota; Metazoa; Nematomorpha; Gordioida; Chordodea; Parachordodidae
Exons: 6
Coding region: 100-678 (192 amino acids)
Source: RefSeq, a predicted model, not a curated record